CGGGCAACCCUCGCCGAACAACGGCCAACAUUGAUACUUAUACUCUUUUUGUGUCCAGUCACGCACUGCGAAGAUUGAUCCUUGCUCUACGUUCCUGACUUUCCUGUUUUGAUCCGUUCUCAGCACAGUCUUCAAAUCCUAACAAAGUCCUCUGUAGCUGACUACUGCAUCUUGCCUUGUCCCCUCUACUCCUCUGCUUCCUAAGCUCAAGGACUGCACCGUUAACAGGCCUGGCAACAGUCCGACAACAUGGCGACGAUCAUGAAGAACUCCAACUCCUUGCGGAAAGCGCUACAUACGGGUUCCGGCCUGUCCUUCGGCGCCUGGCAGAUGCUACCAGGUGCCUACCUUUCUCGAACAAUUGCUAGAUCAGGAUAUGACUGGAUUUGCAUUGACUGCGAGCACGGCAACAUUGCUGAUAAUGAGAUGCACGAGUCCGUCCACGCCAUCUCCUCCUGCAACGUAAGCCCUAUCGUUCGAAUCCCGGCGAACGAAGGGUGGAUGGUAAAACGUGCCCUCGAUUCUGGUGCACACGGCAUUAUUGUGCCACUGUUGACCAGUGUCGAUGAUGCAAAGAGAUUGGUACAGAGUGCGAAGUUCCCGCCGUACGGCAGGAGAGGGUUUGGCAGUCCUUUCUCCAUGGGCUCUUUCGAUAUCCACGGCAAUCUAUCCGGAUUCGAUUACAUGAAGAAUGCCAAUGAGAACCUCUUGACGAUUGUACAGAUCGAAACCAAGGAGGCUCUGGAAUGUGUUGAGCAAAUAGCCCAAGUCGACGGAAUCGACGUCCUCUUCAUCGGACCUUGGGAUCUCGGAAACAACAUCGGACAUCCUGUAACCGGAGCAUUUGAUCCUGAAUUGGAGGAGGCCAUAGCAAGGGUUUUGAAGGCCGCCCAAACCGCUGGUAAAAAGUCCGGAAUAUAUUGCCCGUCUGGAGAUGUUGCGAGAAAAUAUGCCGAUCAGGGGUUCCAGAUGAUCUCCGUGGUCAACGAUAUGACAGCCAUCCCGACAUUCUUCGCCGAGUCACUUUCCAAAGCAAAGGGCACAUAUGGUCAUGCCGCCGCCCAAGCCGUAAAGGGUGCUGCUUAUGGUGCCGUCAAAUUGGCGACACAGAAUAGAGAUGAGAAGUAAUAAAAUCAAGUGCCGACCUCGUCGACAGCCGCUUCCACUUCCUCGACCGUAAAGCGAUGCAUGAGCUUCUUUGCCGCGUCGAGUGAGGUGAUACUGCCAUUGGAUUGUGGCUGUGUAGACUUGUCGAUGUGCAAAACAGGCACGUCAUAGUCGUAGACGCUUUUCCACUGCCCUUGACCCGCAGCGUCAAUAUCAAUCUCGGAAUAGUCGACCGUUCGUCGCUUUUGGACCUCUAUGAGUCUCAAUUUAGCUGUGUCGCAGAGACCACAAUUUGGGCGUGUAAAUAGCGUGAGGCGCGCUGAGGCCGCGCGAAGGGUUAACGACGCUCUCAUGUCGACCCAAAUGUCUGCUGAGAAUGCGUGUGGAUGCGUCUACCGCUUGCGUGACUCGAUAAUGGAGAAUAAAGGACUCUACAGGAAUUCGUCGAAUAUCAAUGUGUUGAAGAUGUAUACUUGUUGAUUGAUU
Messenger RNA from Exophiala viscosa, 1593 nucleotides. RefSeq names its product 2,4-dihydroxyhept-2-ene-1,7-dioic acid aldolase. The coding region runs from base 250 to 1128 and encodes 292 amino acids. The record is from RefSeq and is a predicted model, not a curated record. Gene Ontology annotation, molecular function: aldehyde-lyase activity. Gene Ontology annotation, cellular component: cytoplasm. The transcript is spliced from 4 exons. Lineage: Eukaryota; Fungi; Ascomycota; Eurotiomycetes; Chaetothyriales; Herpotrichiellaceae.